GCCUUCCCCUGCAAAACAAAAGGGAGCGGAGCGGCGGCUGGGCCGGUGUGGGGUUUGUUUCGGCGCUGCGCUUGUGGGCGGUGAACCGUGACCUCCCCGGUGCCGCCGCCAUGUCCCGCCGCAGCCAGCGCCUUGUCACCUCGCGCUAUUACCCCGGGGACGACGAUGCCACGACCAGCAGCAGCAGCAGCUCCCUGCUGGGGGGCCAGCAGCUCCCCUUUAAGGAGAGCACCGGCAGGACGAUCAGGAGGAAGUCGAGCAGCACGAAGCGCCUCUCUCCUGCCCCCAGCACCCAAACCUCCUACUACAGCGAGUCGCACAUGAGCGAGUCCUACCUUGGGGGUAGUCGGGGCCUCGCUGCCCUGGGCAGCUCUGUCCUGGAUGAUGCCCUGGACAGCAGCACCUACUGGGGUGAGGAGCUUUCCACCAGGAGGAGAAGAGGCACAGGAGACACAGAGUCCAGUAAGAUCAACGGGCUGCUGGAGAGCAAAACGUAUGACACCUAUGCCUCCUCGUCUGGCUACUCCUCAGAAGAUGACUACGCUGGUCACUUUUACUCAGGCCAGAGUAGCUCUGGAUCGGGGCUGAGAACUGCAGCCUCUCGAGUGGGCUCCUUCCUCUGGCAGGUGCUCACCUCUCCAGUUUGGUUCGUGGGGUGGCUGUUCUCAGGGCUGGCAGCUGCCUGGCACCGCCUCACCAGCACAGUUUCCCACCUGGGUGGCGUAUUCUUCUCCAGGCGCUACCCGUGGCUGAAGAGGUCCCUGCUUCUGCUGCUGCUUCUGCUGCUUCUCGCUGCUGCCGCCUAUGGAGCUUGGUACUUCUAUCCAUACGGGCUGUCAACACUCAGCCUCCCCUCCUUCCCAUGGUGGGGAGUUGGCAAACUUUCCUCAUCUGAUGUGCCUGGGGCAGGGGACCUGACUGCACUGGACCAGGGUCUACAAGGGGAGCAGCGGUUCCUGGCUCGUUUCCAGGCCCUGGAGAAGCGCUUCGAGGCACUUGAGGCCAUGGUGUCACAGUGGGAGCUGCGACGGGGGGCAGCAGCAGUGACGGCAGGGGAUGACAACCCCUCAGGGGAUGUCCUGACGCUGCUGGAGGGGCUGGUGAACCGCCGGGAUGCGGGGCUGAAGGAGCAUCUCCGUGCUGACUUGACCAGCCACUUGCAGGGUGAGCUGGAUGCCCUCCGAGCCCAAGUGCAGAGGGAUUUAGAUGGGCGCCUGGGGAAGAUGGCACAAGCCUCUCAGGAGAUGGAGACACGCCUGCUAGACCUGAACUCAGAGUGGCAGAGCUUAGUGCAGGAAGACCUACGAGGAAGCUUCCAACAGGAGGUGGGCAAGCUGGAGCAGGAGGUGGCAGCACUGAGGAGGGAGCUGGCAAGCCUCAAGUCUGACCAGGAGGUGAUGGGGAAGCACAUGGAGGGGAUGCUGGAACAGUUGAAGGCAAUGCGGGCUGAUGUGGAAGCGCAGUUCCCGGCAUGGCUCACUCAGUUCCUGUCGCAGCCCCAGCGAAGUGGUGCCGCUGGCCUUGUCCUCCAGCGGGCAGACUUGCAAGCAGAGCUCCAGGCCCUGGAGCACAAGAUCCUGGCUAAAGUCCUUGAGGACCAGAGGCUAUCAGCACGGGAUGCUCAGGCUGGUAGUGGAGUGGCUUUGCAGCGAGGGGGGACCACAGGGGUGACAGAGGAGAAAGUGCAUCUCAUCGUGGACCAGGCCCUGAAGCGCUACAGCGAGGACCGUGUGGGGAUGGUCGACUAUGCCCUGGAGUCAGCAGGGGCCAGUGUCAUCAACACUCGCUGUUCGGAGACCUACGAGAUGCGGACGGCGCUGGUGAGCAUGUUUGGCAUCCCCCUGUGGUACCAGUCACAGUCCCCCCGUGUCAUCCUGCAGCCAGAUGUCAACCCCGGGAACUGCUGGGCGUUCCGUGGGUCCCAGGGCUUUGCCAUCAUCCGCCUUUCUGACAUCAUCCGCCCCACAGCCGUGACACUGGAGCACAUCCCAAAAGCCCUCUCGCCCCAGGGGGCCAUCCCCAGUGCCCCCAAGGACUUUGCUGUCUAUGGCUUGAAGGAAGAGAAAGAGGAGGAAGGUCACCUUCUUGGGCAGUUCACCUACAACCACGAUGGUGAUGCCAUCCAAACAUUUUACUUGAAGGGUGACGGCAUGGGCACGUACCAGCUGGUGGAGCUGCGGGUGCUGAGCAAUUGGGGCCACCCUGAGUACACCUGCAUCUACCGCUUCCGUGUGCACGGGGAGCAGGCGCACUGAGCCCCGGCUGCCGCCUGGAUGGAACGCUGCCCGGCCAGCCGCAGGGAGGGAUUCGUCUCAGCCGCCGCUUCGCCUGUAGGAACCCUAGGAUGUGGCAGCCGCUGCCCCAGGGAGCUGCUCUGCUUGGGGGAGGAGAAGUGCUGGUGUUGAAGGGGUGAGGCUUUGCUCUUCCAAGGCCUGGCGUGGGUGAGACGAGCAUCCCACGCGGGUCCCAGCGCAGCCUGGGCUGUCUCGGCGCGUAGUGGACAUUUUAACUCUCUAAGCUAAUUCUUCAUCGGGUCCGCGCAGCCCCUUGUCCUUCUUGCCCUGCUCCUUUCUGACGGUGUGCCUAAGUGUUGCUGGGGCUUGGGAAAGGGGGGCUGUGGUUCUGCAACGUGCUUCACGUGGACUCGGGUGUGGUGUGGGACCACGGGAACUGGCUUGGUGCUGCUUGAGUAGGUAGGAGCCACUGGUCGCAGCCACUGAGUCUCUCCCCUCUAUGCAGGGUCAUUUCUUCUGCCUUGGUGUUGGUUGAGAUAAAAACAUCUCCAGAUCUCCAAUGCUGGGCAGGCAGAGGGGAAACAAGACAGUAUUAAUGAAGUAUUAACAUGAAACAAAUGGUUUAGGGCAUCAGGAGGGGAGAAAUUUGGCACACGGGGGUGGUGGAGCCCGUCCUGGUGCUGCCGUCCAUCCACUCAAGCCCUCCUGCUACCGGUGGCUGUGUUGGGUCUUGGCAAUGCUGUUGGCACCCCCAGCUGGCUGGCUCUGUCUUAAGCUUGAUGAUGGUAUUGAAAAUUCUUGUUGCCUGCUUUCCUUUUGGAUUUAUUCUGGGUUUUGGGGGGCUCUUUUUGUGUUGUUGUCUUGGUUUUCUUAAUUGGUGGGUGGUUUGGUGGGGGUGGGGGAUUUUGUUUAUUUGUUUUGUAUUUUCCUUCGGGUUUUGGGGUUUUUUAUUGUGUUUUAAGUGGGAAGAGGAAUUACUUUCCAGUUAGGGUGUUUGGAAUAUUUUUUUGGGGGGGGAGUGGGAUGUGGUUUAUUUUGGCAGGUUUUGGUUGUUGGUUUUUCUGGGUUUUUUUGGUAACAAAGGAGAAAGAAAAUUUUUUUUUUCCAUGCAGUUUGUACUUAACCAGAGAAUGUUACAAAGUGCCACUUGGGCUCGUGGCUUAGAUGGGAAGAGGGCUAGAGCUUUGUUCAGUAGGAGAAUAGCACACACAGUAGGAUGAACUAGAAGACAGCAAGCAGAGCUGUUUAAAAUAUGA
This is a messenger RNA of Pogoniulus pusillus (Red-fronted tinkerbird), 3490 nucleotides long. It is a transcript of the gene SUN2, whose product is annotated as Sad1 and UNC84 domain containing 2. The coding region runs from base 111 to 2255 and encodes 714 amino acids. The transcript has 18 exons. NCBI's taxonomy places the organism in Eukaryota, Metazoa, Chordata, Aves, Piciformes, Lybiidae. Gene Ontology annotation, cellular component: nuclear envelope; meiotic nuclear membrane microtubule tethering complex. The record is from RefSeq and is a predicted model, not a curated record. Gene Ontology annotation, molecular function: protein-membrane adaptor activity.